Messenger RNA from Varanus komodoensis (Komodo dragon), 948 nucleotides. RefSeq names its product tectorin beta (gene TECTB). NCBI's taxonomy places the organism in Eukaryota, Metazoa, Chordata, Lepidosauria, Squamata, Varanidae. The coding region runs from base 1 to 948 and encodes 315 amino acids. The record is from RefSeq and is a predicted model, not a curated record. Gene Ontology annotation, cellular component: cell surface. The transcript is spliced from 9 exons.
AUGAUGAUGGUGGCAUUUCUUCUCUGGAUUAUCUUAGCUAGAGGCAUUGCAGUCCCUUGCAACCCAAAUAAAGCAGAUGUAAUUUUGGUGUAUUGUUAUCCUAAAACCAUAAUUGCAAAAAUUCCUGAAUGUCCUUAUGGAUGGGAAGUUAAUCAACUGGCUCUCGGCGGGAUUUGCUACAAUGGAGUUCAUGAUUCGGGGUAUUACCAGUUUACAAUUCCAGAUUUGUCACCAAAAAAUAAAUCUUACUGUGGAACUCAAUCAGAAUUUAAAAGCCCCUUCUAUCAUUUCUAUAACUUCAUCGUCUCCAAUGACAGUUCUGUGAUUGUGAAGAACCAGCCCGUGAACUACUCCUUCACAUGCACGUACCAUGCAAACUAUCUGGUGAACCAUGCUGCCUUUGACCAAAGGGUGGCAACGGUGCAUGUGAAGAAUGGCAGCUCCGGUUCCUUUGAAAGCCAAUUGUCCCUCAACUUCUACUCUAAUGCCAAGUUUUCAAGCAAGAAGGAAGCCCCCUUCACAGUUGAAACUUCAGAAAUUGGUUCUGAUGUAUUUGCUGGAGUAGAAGCAAAGGGUUUAAGUAGCAGAUUUAAAGUAGUGCUGACCAACUGUUGGGCAACUCCCUCAUCAGAAUAUUUCUAUCAAAUUCAGUGGCCUCUGAUCUCGAAGGGGUGUGCAACAGACAAUUCUAUCUUGGUACAUGAAAAUGGCAAAGAUAGCCGAGCCACCUUCCAGUUUAAUGCAUUCCGGUUCCAGAAUAUCCCCAAGCUUUCCAAGGUGUGGCUGCACUGUGAGACCCAUGUCUGCGACAGUGAGAAGUUCUCAUGCCCUGUGACAUGUGCAAAACGGAAACAACGAAUUGAACAAAGAACUGGUGUUUUGAUGGCUGAACUCACUGUGAACAGUAAAGGGUUAUCCAAACAUUACAACUUUCCAGGUAAAACUUAA